Molecule: messenger RNA, 296 nt
Organism: Staurois parvus
Lineage: Eukaryota; Metazoa; Chordata; Amphibia; Anura; Ranidae
Source: the annotation of a GenBank genome assembly
GCUCUAUCCCCUUAAAAAAACCUCUCUAGCAAUACACACCAAACUAAGCAUGUGCAGUGUCUCCACACGAUAUGUCUUAUCAGGAGAUAAGAGGGGGACACUGGAAGAAGGGAAGGAACAGAGAAGUCAGGAUCAAACAUCCUUUUUACACAAUGCAGAAGGUUAACCCCUCUGGUUCCACAGUGAGUAUAACAAGCAUGCUUUACUGCCAGGGGCGGACUGACAACUCAUGGGGCCCCCGGGCAAUAGGGGAUCAUGGGCCCCCUGUGUCCUUGCCCAAACUCAAAAAAGCCUAU